Messenger RNA from Leopardus geoffroyi (Geoffroy's cat), 2598 nucleotides. RefSeq names its product coiled-coil domain containing 152 (gene CCDC152). The record is from RefSeq and is a predicted model, not a curated record. The transcript has 8 exons. NCBI's taxonomy places the organism in Eukaryota, Metazoa, Chordata, Mammalia, Carnivora, Felidae. The coding region runs from base 1525 to 2316 and encodes 263 amino acids.
UGGAUUGGAUGGCUUUUCAGCCUGUGUGACAAACUCCUACACCGGGCGGAACGGCAUGCAAUAACAGCCAGUGGAAUAUUAGCGAUGGUUUUAAAAAGAAAAACACUCCCAGAGUCUCAUUAGAACAGAGGCGUUUGGGAGGAAAAUCAAGCUGAAAUUAAAAUGAAUUUAAUUCAAGAGCUGGGAUCUGAGAACUGUAGUAAAACCUUUUUAUUUAAAAUGUUAGGAACUAAAAAAUGUUGGGGGGUGGGGGGGACGGGGGAAAGUUUUGCAUUAACUACCUCAGAUUAUCCUAUAGUUCUAUUAAAGAGUAACAGUUAUCAAAUACUGAUGAUUGUUAAGCUUUACCCCAAAAAAGAAUUUUGCUGUAUUUAUUAUGGGGUGCUAAUUACAAUUAUUUUCCUGCCUUAAAGAUCAAGUUAUAAUUUUUAAAGGGAUUUUUAUAUAGUUUUACUUGAAUAAUAAUUCAGUAAGCUGAAAAUGCACAGCUAAAAUUCUUUCAUUUAAAAACCACUAAUAGUUGUCAGAUGUCAUAUAUUUGAUUUAACGUCCAAUCAAAAAGAGGAAGGAAACGAGAUUUGUGAAGUAACAAAUUGUCAAAGCAAUGUCUGUUGUGUUGUACUUCAUUUGAAACAAUAAUAUGACCCGUGAAAUUGCUUUAGGAAUUUUAUUUACCUUUUACUUUGGACUAGUUUCCAUUACCACUUUCACACACCAGGCAUUGGCAUAUGCUCUUUCCUUAAUCCAGAAUGCCUAAAUUUCAAAUUUGUAUUUUCUCCUUGCACUUUGCUUGUGAAAAGUCUAAAGUGUCUCAUAUUUUUAGAUUGUAUUAAUCCUAAUUCUUCUAAACACUCUCCCAUCCCCAAGUGUAAAUGCUAGCCGUUUUGUGAAAGUCAAUUUCUUCAUCCUAACUGGACGAGUUUACCUCUGGAAUAAUGUAGAAUUUCUUAUGAUUGGUUCCAUAGGACUAAAACUAAAACUCAUUCUUUGCAGUUAGCUGGUUAUACCCAAAGGAAUUUGAGGGGCAGGGGGACACAAUUCAGUCCUGGGCAAUAAGCACACUACCAGGAAAUACAGCAAAAAAUACUCGUGGCAUGAUAGUUAUGAAAUAUUUUAAACACCGUACAUUGAGAAUACCUAUAUUUAAAAGUCACACAUCAGAUUUAGCAGUACACCAGAUUUUGAGUCCUGUCAUACUGAUGGCAAGAAGAUGAGUUGAACAAUGGAAUAGUUUUUUGUGUAACAGGGACAAAUAAUUUCUACAUAUGCACAUAACAUUGCACUAAUUUUAGAUUUGUUUAGAGAAAACUUGGGUGGCAUGCAGAAGAAUGGAGAAGCCUUAAUGCAUUUGACUAUUAUUAAUAAUGUGUAUAGCAAAAAUUUUCCACGUGCAGUGGAGCUCAAGUAGAUGCUCUAUGCGUGGAGUAUGGAAACAUUAGUAUUUGACUUAUUGUCACUGUUGUACAGCUUUUGUUUACUUCUUCAUCUAUUUUUUAACCCUAUUUACUCUUCACUAGUUUAGACAUGAGUCAAAGCAGCGAAGGAUGUAUGAAAAAGAUUAGCGGUGUGAAUCUUGACAAGCUUAUAAGUGAUUUCUCACAGAUAGAAAAGAAAAUGAUAGAAACCAGUGGAAAGAAUAAUAUACUGGAUAUGCAGUUGGAAAAAACUAACUAUUUGUUAAAAGUAACGCAAACAAAGGAGGUUUCAAUUAAAAAAGAAUGUUCUGCUCUUCAUAAUAUGAUAAAAGGGCUACAGCAGACAAUUGAACAUCAACAUAAUUUAAAAGGUGAAAAUGAACAACUAAAAAGAAAUGCUGAUCUUAUGAGAGAAAAGCUGAAGUCUCAUGAACAAGAAUAUAAGAAUAAUAUUGCCAAACUUAUGAGUGAAAUGAAAAUCAAAGAGGAGGGACAUAAAAUAGAAAUAAGGAAACUUUAUCAGGAUAUGCAGGAAAAAAUUGAGUCAAAUGAACAAAAGCAUAAAGAACUGAUGGAGAAAAGGGAAGUGGAAAUUUCAGAGUUAAAUGCAAAGUUAAAAACUCAAGAAAAGGAAAAACAAAGUGAAAUAAUCAAAUUACAGCUCGAGUUUGAUGCCAAACUAGCAAGAGUUCAAACUAAAUCAAAAUCCUAUGCAGAUUCUACUGUUUUGCCACAGAGUAUCUACAGAAGGAAGCUUCAACAUCUUCAAGAAGAAAAAAACAAGGAGAUUGCAGUUCUUCGUAAUACCAUUCGCAAUUUAGAGCAACGUCUCUCUGUUGACAAAGAUUCUCAACUUAAACCUUUUGACAAAGGUUCUUGCCCUAAGCGUAGACGGUUUUGAGUAUGACAGUAAAUUCAUUAGUUGCUACUUAAUUUCUUUAAAAGCAGUUGAAAAUGCCACUUCUGUCAUUAAUAUAACAUAUUACCUAAAUAAUAACAAUGAAAAAAAGAUCGUUUUAAACAUUUUAAAUUGAGUUUAUUUAAACAAAUCCACAUUUGGCCAACUGUGUGUACCACAUUCUUGCUUAAUAGUAUUAACCAUAGAGGAGUUCAGGUUUAUAGCAUGUAGUUUACCUAUUGAACCAUCAUUGACUAUGGAAAUACUUCCUAAGCAAUCAAGAGA